This is a messenger RNA of Lactuca virosa, 1699 nucleotides long. The record is from the annotation of a GenBank genome assembly. Lineage: Eukaryota; Viridiplantae; Streptophyta; Magnoliopsida; Asterales; Asteraceae.
ACAAUAAGAAAACUUUAAUACACCACAUAUCGACAUGGAAACUUUCGCACAAUUUCUUCCAUUGAUGGGGCUCUUUCUUUCUGUUCUAAUCUUAACUUACAAAAGAAGCACAAAAAACAUUACAAGAAAAAUCACCAAACUAGCAGCUCCAGAACCACCAGGGGCAUUACCUUUUGUAGGCCACCUUCAUCGUUUACAAGGCAAAGCUCCUAUAGCCAGGAUACUAGCAAAAAUGGCUGAUGACUAUGGGCCAGCCUACUCUCUACAGCUAGGUAGCCAUCGAGCAUUGGUUGUUAGCAGUUGGCAGAUGGUGAAAGAUUGCUUCACAACCAAUGACAGAAAUUUCGCAACAAGACCGAAUAUGACAGUCAGCAGGUACAUGGGCUACGAUAGUGCUGUUUUCGCCCUGGCACCAUAUGGAGCGUAUUGGCGCGAAAUCCGAAAACUGGUUACUUUGCAGCUCUUGACUAGUCAAAGGCUUGAAAAGCUCAAGAAUGUUCGUGAUUCCGAAGUGAAGUACCUCAUUAACGAGCUCUCUAAGAAUGGAGAUCAAGCAUCUGUAGUCGACAUGACCAAGUGGUUCGAGCACGUAACGUUUAAUAUAAUUGUAAGAAUAUUGGCCGGGAAAAGAUUUUCCGAUGGUGGUAAUGACGAAGAUUCACAGGUAAAGGAAGCCAUAAAGAAAGGGUUGUACCUUAGUGGCGUUUUCGUCGUGUCUGAUCUAAUCCCGAAUUUGGAAUGGAUGGACAUUGGAGGGCAUGUGAAAGCGAUGAAGGAAGCUGCGAAAGAGCUCGAUAGUGUCCUCGGGAAGUGGCUGGACGAACAUGUUGAUAAGAGAAUAGAACAUGAUGCCGAUAAAGAAUCCGAUUUCAUCGAUGUGAUGCUGUCAAACCUGUCAAAAGAUGCCGAAAUUUAUGGCCAUCGGCGCGAAACCGUUAUCAAGGCAACAACACUGAUUCUGAUCUUGACCGGUUCAGAAAGCACGGCGGAGACGCUGACAUGGGCGCUUUCUUUGCUAUUGAACAAUCCCGACAUCAUGAAAAAAGCCCAGAAGGAGGUUGACAUCCAUGUAGGUAGAGAGAAAUGGGUCGAAGAAUCAGAUAUAAAUUUUUUACCUUAUCUACAAGCUAUAGUGAAGGAAACACUCCGAAUGUAUCCACCAGGUCCAUUAGCAGGACCUCGUGAGGCCAUUGAUGACUGUUAUAUCGGGGACUAUCAUGUCUCCAAAGGGACUCGACUGAUUGUGAACAUAUGGAAGCUACAUCGCGACCCACAAAUUUGGUCGGAUCCUGAUGAAUUUCGACCCGAAAGGUUUCUUAAUGAACACUCGGACGUAGGCUAUCAGGGUCAGAAUUUUGAGUACAUUCCGUUCAGUUCAGGAAGGAGAAUGUGCCCUGCAAGUACGUUCGCUUUGCAAGUAAUUCAUUUGACGCUUGCUAGGUUACUUCAAGGGUUUGACUUGUCAACGCCAAUGGGGAAACUUGUGGACAUGACAGAAGGCUUAGGGAUUGCGUUGCCGAAGGUGACACCACUUCAAGUUAUCAUCACUCCAAGGCUUUCUCAAGAGCUCUAUCAGAUCGGUUAAAUUAUUCACGGGUUGCAGGAUGAAGCCGCUAGUGGUGUAUUAAUCUGCUACGUGGAGUACAUUGUUACUGAAUAAUUGUUGAAAAUGGGAUUUUGUUGCUAAUUUAUGGUAUAA